Hydractinia symbiolongicarpus is the source of this 1362-nucleotide messenger RNA. Its product is annotated as protein arginine N-methyltransferase 1-B-like. Gene Ontology annotation, biological process: peptidyl-arginine methylation. The record is from RefSeq and is a predicted model, not a curated record. Gene Ontology annotation, molecular function: protein-arginine N-methyltransferase activity. Gene Ontology annotation, cellular component: nucleus. NCBI's taxonomy places the organism in Eukaryota, Metazoa, Cnidaria, Hydrozoa, Anthoathecata, Hydractiniidae. The coding region runs from base 92 to 1264 and encodes 390 amino acids. The transcript is spliced from 6 exons.
AUAACAGAACCCGGAAAAUUUCGGAUUUUCAGAAUCAGCAAAUUUUCCUUUCGAGCUUCAUCCAGUCCCAUCCUGCACGUGCGCUUAGCUAAUGGCCCACAGCCCUCAAUCAAAAGUCAGAAAAAUAGAAGAAAACGAGUCAUUUUUAAACCAAUCGAACAUGGCAACCAGUGCAGUAUUAACUAAUGGAGAUGUAAAUGUGGUUACUAAAAAAACAAAUGGAGAUGUGCCUUGUGAUGAGAAGCCACCAAUGCCUGAUACAACAGAGAAGGUAAAUGCUGAAGAAAUGACAAGCAAAGAUUACUACUUUGAUUCGUAUGCUCAUUUUGGUAUCCAUGAAGAAAUGUUGAAAGACGAAGUGCGUACACUAACAUACAGAAAUUCAAUGUAUAACAACAAGCAUUUGUUUAAAGAUAAAGUUGUUUUGGAUGUGGGUUGUGGGACUGGAAUUUUGUGCAUGUUUGCUAAAAAAGCUGGCGCUAAACAUGUAUAUGGUAUUGAUAUGUCAUCUAUUAUUGACCAUGCAAAGGAAAUAGUUAAGAAAAAUAACCUAGAAAAAGAUAUAACACUUAUAAAAGGAAAGGUUGAAGAAGUUGAUCUUCCAGUUGAAAAAGUAGACAUUAUAAUCAGUGAGUGGAUGGGCUACUGUUUGCUCUACGAAUCCAUGCUGGAUACUGUGAUCUAUGCACGAGACAAAUGGUUAAAACCAGGUGGUCUGAUGUUUCCUGAUAAAGCUUCCAUGUUUAUCACAGCUAUUGAAGAUCGAGAAUACAAAGAAGAGAAAAUCAAUUGGUGGGAUAAUGUUUAUGGUUUUGACAUGAGUGCUAUUCGAAAUAUUGCUCUGUAUGAACCUCUUGUGGAUGUUGUAGAGGCAAAACAAGUUGUUGCUGAUUCGUGUAGAAUUAAGGAUAUAGACCUAAAUACUGUAAAAGUUGAAGAGCUCAACUUUUCUGCACCAUUUUCUAUUCGUUCAAGAAGAAAUGAUUACGUUCAUGCAUUUGUAUCCUACUUCACUGUCGAAUUCUCACCAUGUCACAAAAGAACAGGAUUUUCAACUGGUCCGGAGUGUCGAUACACGCAUUGGAAACAAACUGUAUUCUACAUGGCUGAUUCUAUAACAAUCAAGGCUGGUGAGAUGAUAAAUGGAGAGUUUACCGUCAAACAAAACAAAAGAAAUAAGCGUGAUCUUGACCUUGAAAUAAAAUACGAUUUCGAAGGAGAACUGAUGAGCUCGAGCGCUACACACGAAUAUAGAAUGCGAUAACAACAGUCAGUGGAAUCAUUAAACCUUCAGAGAAGACGUCAUGCUCUCUCAUAUUUUUUGUUUGGCACCUUUUGUAUCAGUCUCAUAGGUACCCAAAA